CAAGUGUACAAUAUUAAACCAUAAUAACAAAAUAUUUAUCAGUGUUUUCCAAAAACUGAACGGCAGUCUCUUAUGGGACAUUUCGUUGCGACAAACCCGUGCUGUUUCACAAUUGUUGGCAAGCUCGUGCCAAUCUGAAACAGUGAACAGCAGAAUAUUGCAUAAGUCACUGUGUGCAGCUUUCCCUUUGAGAGAAGUUACUUUCGAUGUAGACCUUUGAUCGACACGGCUCGGAACUGUAGGAUUCUUUUCGAUUCGUCGAUGCUUCAUCUCGGUCGCUGACGUACAUUUACAUGGAAGUAUUUUUAUAGGCUAUAGGAAAUCAACCUGUCGCCGUGUGGGUUUUGAUCGGAUACCUGACACAUUUCGGGGUUAUUGUUGCUGACUAAUCACGAUUGAGAGAAGUGAAUAAUGCCCAAAGAUUUCCACUGGUCCCACUGCUGCAGAAAUGCCCUGAGGCUUAGUCUGGACUGAAGCCAAGGUGAUAUGCAUUGAAGAUGAGUGCUGUCGGGGAAAACUCGUCGGACCCUGCCAGGUCAGAGGGUCAGAAGCGUAAGGAAUGCCCAUCAGACCUCCUGGGCCCAAGUCCCAAACGAAGCACUGAAAAACGUAACCGGGAACAUGAAAAUAAGUACAUAGAGGAGCUUGCAGAGCUGAUUUUCGCAAACUUCAAUGACAUCGACAACUUCAAUGUCAAGCCUGACAAAUGUGCAAUCCUAAAGGAAACCGUGAAACAGAUUCGUCAAAUUAAAGAGCAAGAAAAAGCUGCUGCAGCCAAUGAGGAUGAAGUGCAGAAGGCUGAUGUGUCGUCGACAGGCCAAAGUGUUAUUGACAAAGAUGCCCUUGGACCAAUGAUGCUGGAGGCCUUAGACGGUUUCUUCUUCGUUGUGAACAUGGAGGGGAACAUUGUGUUUGUGUCAGAGAACGUGACACAGUACCUGCGGUAUAAUCAGGAAGAGCUGAUGAACACCAGUGUGUACAGCAUCCUGCAUGUAGGAGACCAUACAGAAUUCAUCAAAAAUCUCCUGCCCAAGUCACAUGUGAACGGAGUGCCGUGGUCCAGCGAGAAUCCUCGACGGAACAGCCACACCUUCAACUGCCGCAUGCUCGUGAACCCUCACAGCGAGGCCGAAGAGACGCAGGAUCACGAGGCACAGCAGAAAUAUGAGACUAUGCAGUGUUUUGCUGUGUCUGAACCAAAGUCCAUCAAGGAGGAGGGAGAGGAUUUCCAGUCGUGUCUGAUCUGCGUCGCACGGAGAGUUCCCAUGAAAGAGAGACCCAUGCUCCCCACGCACGAAAGCUUCACCACCCGCCAAGACCUCCAAGGUAAGAUCACCUCACUGGACACCAGUCUGUUACGAGCGUCUAUGAAGCCUGGCUGGGAAGACUUGGUGCGAAGAUGCAUUCAGCGAUUUCACCUCCAGAACGAUGGAGAUAUGUCAUUUGCCAAGCGGCAUCAGCAAGAAGUGAUAAGGCAUGGGCAGGCAUUUAGUCCCAUCUACCGGUUUUCCCUGUCCGACGGGACCAUCGUCUCAGCUCACACCAAGAGCAAACUGGUUCGCUCACCUGCUACCAACGAGCCACAGCUCUACAUGUCCCUGCACAUCUUACAGAGGGAGCAGUCCGUCUGUGGCAUGACCCCCGAUCUCGGAAAUGCUCAGGCUAUGGGCAAACCCAUGAACCCCAUGAGCUCUCCCAAUCCAGCUGGUUCCUCCGGCGCCCCCCAGGGACAGGAUGCCACAGUCAGCAGCAACACAUCCACUUUCCCCUCCCCUGGUGGCCAGAAGGAGCCUGGCGCCAUCGGCCCUGUACAGGGCCACCGUUUCGGCUGCCCAGGGACCAUGAAUCAUUCGGCAACCAUGCAGGCGGCCACCCCUCAGGGCAGUGGCUAUCCACUGAAGUUAAGCAGCCCGUCUCAGGGCAGUCCGGGCAUGCUGUCUCCACGCCACCGAGCAAGUCCCGGAGUGGCAGGAUCUCCACGCCUGCCCCCUCCGCAGUUCUCCCCAGCAGGCAGCCUCCAUUCACCUGCGAGCAUGUGCAGUAGCAGUACAGGUGGCAAUGGGGGAGUAGGCGGCAACCAUGGAUACACAAGCAGUUCUCUUAAUGCCCUACAGGCGCUUAGCGAGUGCCACGGCGUGAGCCACGGCCAAUCGUUGGGCUCACCCGACAGGAAGUUGGGGUCGCCAGCUGGUGUGGGCGUCAAUCUUCACCUGCUGACUAAAAUGGGAGCCUCCGAGUCAUUCGGAGAGCAGAACCAAUCCGAGCAGGGCAACAGCGGGCAGGACGAUGGCAUCGAACAGCAAAGAGAUGAAAAGGGCAACCUCAGCCAGUUUAACAACCAGGACGGCAGUGACCCACAGAACCGGCUACGUGACAACAAAGGCCAUACUAAACUCCUGCAGCUCCUCACCACUAAAACUGACCCUAUCGAGUCCACCUCACCCCCUCCGAUGGGUGGUGGAGAGCCCGGGUGUAAGGAUCCCAACGGGGGCCAGGGAAAUGGUGGCCUAGGCUCUCAAACCGGAGUCGGGUCACAUGCUACCUCCUUGAAGGAGAAGCAUAAAAUCCUUCACAGACUUCUCCAGAACAGCUCGUCACCCGUCGACCUGGCCAAACUCACGGCCGAGGCCACGGGGAAGGAGCUGUGUCAGGAUUCUGCAGGUGGGACGGCCGGUGUGGCUGAAUUGGCCAUUAAACAAGAGCCCGUCAGCCCCAAGAAGAAGGACAACGCCCUGCUGCGCUACCUACUGGAUAAAGAUGAUAACGUUCUCAAGGGUAAAGACAUCAAGAUGGAACCUGGAGAGAUAAAGGUGGAGGGCGGUAAGAUGCCAGGAAUUAAGACGGAGAAAACCGAUGGUGGCUAUGACCGUGUGGAUCCGUCGAGCGAGCUGGAUGAUAUCCUGGAUGAUCUACAGAACAGUCAGCCAGGCCUGUUCUCGGACUCACGGCCUGUAUCUUUGCCUGCUGCCGUGGACAAGCAGUCAAUCAUCAAUGACAUCCUGCAGAUGACUGGAGAGGGCGGAGCCAGCAUGGGUCCCCAGCAACAGAGAGCACUACAGGCUGUGGGCCAACAGAAUUUCGGUGCGCCGCGGCCAGGUCAUCCCGGCAGAGCUCCUCCGGUCAGAAGCGUGUCUUUGGAAAUGAACAUGUCUGCUAAAGGUGCUCAGGGUCAGUACCCUCUGAUGAGGAACAACAGCCCCUACUCACUCAUGCAGCAGCAAGGCAUGAUGGGAAACCACAGUGUCAUGCCUAAUCAGCCCAACAUGGUCAAUGCAGGAGUCAUGGGUAAUAACGGUGCCCGUGUAGGAAUGCAGCAGGACGGUUGGGGCGCACAGGGCCCUGGUCCCGUCGGAAGUGCUACCUCACCCGCCACAGCUGCACCCGCCGGCCAGCACGCUCUCCCGCAGGGGGCGCUCCACGCUCGUAUGGUGCCUAACUCUGGCACAGGCAUGCCCAUGAGGCCCAACAGCCAGCCUGGACCCAGACAGAUGCUUCAGCCACAGAUGAUGACCAAUGCCCAGUCAAACAUGGACAUGGGCAUGGCUGGCCACCAGUUUCCCCAGCAACAGGCACCGCCCAAUCAGACGGCUCCAUGGCCAGACAGUGUGAUGCCUAUAGAGCCGGUGGCAUUUGGGAACCAGAACAGCUCCAUAUACCCCGGUUCUCAGGAAGAUGUGCUGUGCCCUCCUCCUUCUGAGGGUCCGGCCGAUGAGGGCGCUCUCCUCAGCCAGCUCUACACGGUCCUCAAAGAUUUCGAUGGCCUAGAGGAGAUAGACCGUGCACUUGGUAUCCCGGCAUUAGUGGGACAGGCCCAGCCGGUGGAGCAGGAUCAGUUCUCUGGUCAAGACCCCGGUAUGAUGAUGGAUCAGAAGCCGCCCAUGUACGGCCAGCAGCAGUACACUGCAUCUCAGGCCCACAUGCAGCAGGGCGGGUACGCACCCAUGCAGGACCCCAGCUUCCACGGCAUGACGGGACAGAUGGGGCAGAGGCCGGGAUACCCCAUGCUCCGUGUGCCGGCAAGACCAGGACUCAGGCCCACCGGGGUCGUCCCCAACCAACCCAAUACACUCAGACUGCAGCUUCAACACAGGCUACAAGCACAGCAGAAUCGCCAGCCUAUGAUGAAUCAGAUGACUGGAGUGUCAAAUAUGAACCUACCUCUAAGACCCAACGUUCCAAAUCAGGGGACAAUCAACGCUCAGAUGCUGGCCCAGCGGCAGAGAGAGAUGCUGAGUAAUCACUUGCGUCAGCGUCAGCUGGACCAACAACGGCAGCAGCAGCAACAGCAGCAACAACAGCAGCAGCAACAGCGCAGCUUGGUCAUGAGAGCCCAAGGCCUCAACCUGCCGCCCAACAUGGCCGCAGCAGGCAUGCCCGGAACCAUGAGCAACCCGCGGAUCCCCCAGGCCAACCCUCAGCAGUUCCCCUAUCCGCCCAACUACGGUACAGGACUGGCCUCGCCGCCUCCCUCCACCAGCCCUUUCUCCCCCGGUUCUCCCAACCUCCCCGCCCCCCAGCUCCUCUCCCACAGCGCCAUGCAUGGCUCUCAGAUGAGUCUAGCUAACCAGGGGAUGCUGGGCAGUCUGAGCGGACAGUUUGGGGCUGUUAUGAGCCCUCAAAUGCAGCACAGUGCCUUUCAGUUCCCCAGCUCAGGUAUGAGUCAGCAGUCGGAUGGCGGGUUCGGUGGUGCCGCCACCCCUCAGAGCCCCCUCAUGUCUCCCAGGUUGGGCCACGCCCAGAGUCCCAUGAUGCAACAGGCCCAGGGCAACACUUCUUUCCAGUCCUCCCCUGACAUGAAUGGCUGGACACAGGGCAACAUGAAUGCCAACAGUAUGUUCACUCAGCAGUCGCCACCUCAGUUUGGCCAGCAGGCCAAUAACAACAUGUACAACGGUAACGGCAUGAACCUCAAUGUGCCCAUGGCCACCAACUCAAGCAACAUGGGCCAAAUGGGCAACCAGAUGAGCAUGAGCUCUAUAAACUCUGGACCUGGGGGCAGCAUGGCCAACAUGGGCCCUGAACAGCAGAAGUAUUGUUGACACGGGGCAGAUGACAUCACAAUGCAGUAAAUCGAGUUUAAUGAAGAUGUUUCAUGAGUGAUUUUCAGCUGCAGCGUGAUCAAGGAGAGUUUGGAGUGAUGCUGUGCUAUUUAAGCUGCUAUCGGGGCCGUACGGGUCUUUAGAGAGCCUGUCUACUGCCCCCUACUGGACAUCUCUAGAGGAUGCAUCAGGGGUACUGGAGCUCGGAGGGGACGGACACACUCUCCCUCACUCUCUCUCAAACACACACACAAACACACACGGACACUUUGAUCUUCUGGACCUAGAGCCCCCCCUCCCACCCCCUCAGUCGAGCACGGCCUUCUGUCUCGUACUUACACCGUAAAGCCCUUUCCGUCAGUCUGCUCCGUUGCAUUCACCGUAGUGUGACUUAGGUCUCCCCUGAAAAGACUCAGUGGCAUCGGAAUCCUUGUCUCCCAUGAAUGUAUUCCUCCCCUCUCUUUUUCUCUGUCUUUCUUCUCGUUUCUUCCUCUGGCUCUUCUUAAGAAGACCUUCUUUUGCCCAACCAUCUUUCUCUCUGACUCCUUUCCAAUCUGACGUUCCAAAACAGGCAAGAAUACUGCAUUUGAAAUGCACGCUCAAAUUUCAGCCACUUUGCCUUUUUGUUUUCUUUUUGUUUCAGAGUGCAAAUAAAGAUAGAAUGAUGUUGAAAUGGCAUCUUCAUAGAUUAUGAGAAUCCAGAUGAUGGUUUGUAAAAUUAGCUUCAUUUAGUCAAGAGGUUUAUUGUGUAUUAAAUUAAGUUUUAUUCUAAUGUAUAGUUUCUUUUUUUAAAAUAAAAGUGUAGAUUUCUUUACGAACCAUCAGUUAGAAAGAGGAAAAUCACUCGAGUGCAUAUUCGAAAUGCCUCAGCAGAAGAAAAAGUUCAACAUACCUAUGGAUUUUAUUUUCCUCGGUCCAGUAGUUUCAGAGAGAAGGUGAUUUUGUUGUGGUUAGUCAAAUGAAAUGCUGGUAGAUUGUAAAUACCAAUUCUGGGGGUGGGGGGGAAUCUGUUUCGUAUUAUAUUUAAUUUCCCCCCCCAAUAUAUUUCCCCUUCCUUCCUCCCCUCAAAGUCCAGUCUUAACGGUUUCUGGAACGAGGGCGGAGUUUCUCGCGCCACGCGUGUUCGUUUGGCGGGAAGAUGAGGAUGUGCUGAUUCCUGUGGUACUAAGGAGAGGGAGCUGGGGUGCGGUGGCUCUUCUUUCCUGGGUGGGGGUCUGGGAGGGUGCUGUGUGUACAGUGUACAGAUACUCGCUUGCUUCUAAGCCUUUAGCCGGGAGCCCCACCGGAGGAACCCAACACAGCCAUAAACUCAACACUGAAGCGUGCUUUCUUUGUUGUGUGGAGUGACGUGCUUCAUGCCAGAUGCUAAUAGGUACAAGCAGUGUGUGUAAGAAAAGACAACAAGCAAUAACUAUUACUUGAGGUUUUCUUUUGUUUUCUUUUGUAAUUUUUGUACAGGACUUUUCAGGAGACACAUUUUUGCUCCCCGAUUAAAACUCAGUAUUAAAGACAGAUUUUUUUUAUUGUGGUUUCUAUUUUGAGAAAAAAACAAAAACGAGAUGUCCAAAUCUACUUGUUCCUCAGUGAAAGCAGGUUUUAGUUCUGGUGUAGCCAAAAAAAAUGAAUGAAGCAUUGAUGUUUUACGUGGCUAUUCCUACAUUCACACAUUGUUCGCCGUCUCCAAAACAUCCGGAUCAACGGUUCAGAUUUGGAUCAACGGUCACUACAAACACGUAAACUAUUAAUGUUCGCAAUACAGUCCUUGUUUUCUAGCCUAUUUGAGGACGAAGCCAAAUUUCCUUGCCUUUUGAAUUGAUAGACUUACACAGACAUACCACUUUCAUUUUGUUUUCGUCUCAUGUCUGCACACAGCUUGUAUCGGGGUUAGAUUGUCAGCCUUUAGCUUUCGCUGAAAAUAUCGCCAUGUCAUCUGUGUUUAAGCUGGUGUGUUUAAAAAAAAAAAAAAAGAAGAAGUACUAGGCCUACAUGUUUUUAAGUAUAUACUGUAUGUACCAGCAGCAACUGAAGUUUGCGACGACCAGCUCUGUCAUUAUUCGCUGAAGGUGCCGUGGUUGUGUACGAAUAUACCUGGUGUUUUGGUAUAGCUUUAGCUUUUCCUUUUGAACACUGUAAAUACAAGUUUGAUUUCACAUUGUUUGGGGUGAAGCGUCACUCUGCCCACCAUUCAAAACCUUCUGUAUCCUUUGAGAAACACCUGCAUUCUCGUGUGGGAUAUUUAAUAAUCGAUUUCAAUAAACCCGCUAGCAUUUGUCGACUAAAACGAGUACUUAUUUAUUCCAAGGUUUUUUUUUUAUCACAAUUUCGAUGAAUGUUGGAUGCCUUGAACAAGGACUGACAUCCAUACGCAUCUAUAGCUACUAUCAUAUUGGAGAAAAGCCAGUUUUGAGGUCGCACAUGUACCACUACCCUCUGCAAAGUCCAAAGAUUGUCAAGAUUUUGAAAUAAAUAUAAGCCAUGAUGUGAAGGUGGUGCAGAGUUUUCUAGACUUUUUAUCAGUGCUAGUGCAAAAGAGCCAUUUGUCCUAAAAUAAAGAAGUAAAUCAAUGGAGUUGUAACGGCUAUUGAAUUUCCUAAAAAUGAGUUGUCUUUACCUUACCUUUUGAUUUUUCUUUUCUGAGACUUUAAAUGUGUUUUGUAUAGUCUGCCAAUUUCUUAGAGCUAAAUGCAACAACCUUGAAAUGCUAUAACUUAGCAUAUUGCCUUAGAUCUGUUUUACUGUCUUGUAUAUUACAAAAGUUGUCUGUAUUAUAUUUGUAUAGCGAAUCAUUGACAGGAUCGACCCAGUUCAUCACUGCUCAUCAAUGGAUACGUACAGAACUCUCUCUCUGUUUCUCCCUCACUAUCCUCCAGUCUCGAUAUUGCUCAUUUUCCAUGUUUUGUUUGUGAUCAGUUGUGGGUUUUAUUCUUUUGUACAGUCCUGAUUUUACCCUCUCAGUUAUGUGUGAGAAUGAAGAUGAUGCAAUGGGAAAUCGAAGCAAUAUGUAAUUUAUAAGGACUUUUUGGAGAAAGCUUACAGUGUUGCGCUCCUGAGAUGUAUUUUUUCCCCCAGUUGUGGUCACAUAAACACCUCUGUUCAUCCGCAUCGAUGUGUGUAAUCUUAGUGUGAGCCUUUUAUGCAAAGUUAGAUAUACCGAGAGAAAUUUAAAUACAGUUAUGCAAGUUGUCGACUAAUAUGGCUUUGCUGAUGCUAUUUGAUGUUGAAUCAAAUUGAAUUGUAAAUAAAGAAUUCUGUUAUUGCAACAUUUA
Molecule: messenger RNA, 8305 nt
Organism: Megalobrama amblycephala (Wuchang bream)
Lineage: Eukaryota; Metazoa; Chordata; Actinopteri; Cypriniformes; Xenocyprididae
Gene: ncoa2
Product: nuclear receptor coactivator 2
Exons: 22
Coding region: 498-5039 (1513 amino acids)
Biological process (GO): cellular response to hormone stimulus; positive regulation of transcription by RNA polymerase II
Cellular component (GO): nucleus
Molecular function (GO): protein dimerization activity; nuclear receptor binding
Source: RefSeq, a predicted model, not a curated record